Anguilla rostrata (American eel) is the source of this 2082-nucleotide messenger RNA. RefSeq names its product smoothelin-like 1 (gene smtnl1). The record is from RefSeq and is a predicted model, not a curated record. Gene Ontology annotation, molecular function: protein binding. Gene Ontology annotation, biological process: actin cytoskeleton organization. Bases 365 to 1606 code for a protein of 413 amino acids. Gene Ontology annotation, cellular component: microtubule organizing center; filamentous actin. The transcript has 5 exons. Lineage: Eukaryota; Metazoa; Chordata; Actinopteri; Anguilliformes; Anguillidae.
GAAAGAUUGCAGUUUAUUUUUAAAGACACCUGCUUUGUGUUGAAUGAAAAGAGGCAAAGUUUAAUGUACAAGCAGACAGUGGAACACAUAUAUAGACAUGGGCUCUGGCAGGACUUUGCAGGACAUUAAAUGAGGGAGCAAGUGAGGGGGGGAGCUGUGUUCUGAUAGACUGACUCACUGGACAUUACAGUUCAUUUACACUGUAUUGUAAGCCAGAAAACCUAGAGGACAGUGUGUUAACAUAGCCUGACCAACUGGACACUGCUAUACAUUAACUACCUUCUGACUGGGUAAAGUGGCCUCAUUUACAUAUUACAGUAGUGUCUUUCAGUGACCUGAGGUGGAGCUACACAACAGGGUGGUGAUGUCAUCACAGCAGAAGGAGGAGAUCCCUGGUGUGGCAGAGGCAGUAGGCAUGGCUUGUGACAGUGAAGCUGGGAGCCGAGAGGGAGGAGGGGCUUCUGUGGCCAUGGAGGGAGAAACAAGAGAAAUGGGAAGAUCACAGGAAGAGACAGAAAGUGAGUGGAAGGCACAGAAGGAUGGAGGGAAAGACGCAGGGGAACUCACUGACAAAUGUGGAGGAGGGAAAGGGGUGGAAAUGGGGAAAAAAGAGGAUGGAAAGAAAGAGGCAAAGGGGGAAAAGAAAGGAGAGCGGGAGACCAAAGGGAAAGAGCAGGAGGGGGAAAAGAGAGAUGGGCAGCCUGGAGGGGAGGGAGUGAGGGGCGACUCCAGUGAGAAGGCAAGAGUUAGCAAGGGAACAGGACUGGCAAUAGAAAUCAAGAAAGGAGGAAAAGCAAAGGACAUACCUAAAGGGAUGGAGGCUGAGAAGCAUAGUAAGCCCAAAGAAAAGGCAGGGCCAAACCCCACACCCACUCCCCUUGGCCUGUCCCGUCCCAGGAGCUACGCUCGUCCUGUCCGGGGUGCUGCCAAACAGGACAUCAUCGCCAAGUUCCAGCAGAACUGCCCUGAAACACCAGUCAUACACAAUUUUAAGGUCCAGAGAACCUCUGCUGGCUGCUCCAAUGGGGCUUCCAUCAAACAGAAAAUCCUCCAGUGGUGUCAAAAUAAGACCCGAAACUAUGAGGGCGUGUGUAUUGAGAACUUCUCCUCCUCCUGGUGUGAUGGCAUAGCUUUCUGUGCGCUUGUUCACCGGUUCUUCCCAGACGCGUUCGAUUUCUCCAAACUGCGGGCAGAAGAGAGGGCAAAGAACUUUGCCUUGGCGUUCAGCACGGCAGAAUCCUUGGCUGACUGCUGCCCCCUACUGGAGGUUGAAGAUAUGCUGUUAAUGGGAAAUGCUCCAGACCCACUGUGUGUGUUCACCUAUGUGCAGGCCUUGUGCCAGCACUUGUCCAAAAUAGAGAAAGAGAGAAAGGACAGAGAGAAGGAGGAAAAGAGAGAGGGAGAGAGCAUGUCAGAGACAAAAGAGGAAAGGCAGGGGGAGCGAAGUACGGGUGGAAUAGAGGAAGGCAAAGGCGAGGGAGAGAAAAAGGGAGAGAGAGGUCAAGAGGGAAAAAAGAGCACAGCUAAGAGGGGCAGUGAAAAGAGAGGAGAAGAGGAAGAGGAAGGAGCAAGGGAGCACGAAGAAGAAGCUACAGCUGCCAAGUGAGAGAGUAAACACUCACAGGUGGCUGAAAAUACAGUUAGCACAAAAAGAAAAUUACUGGAUUAAAUAUUUAUAAGAUACUAUCCAGUCAGUCUUACAUGCUUUACAACUGUAUAUGGGGUCAGGCAUAAGGACAGAAUUUAUUUUGAAUAUUGCACCACUUUAUUGAAUAAGAGUAUUAUUUGGUCUUUUUGGAUUACUCUUCAGUAAAUGUGGACAGUGUGAACCCAUAGACUACUUAAAUGACUUAAUCAGAAAAUAAAAUUAUAGUGUUUGCAGUGAAAUACAGGGGAUUGGGAUCUUUAUCAAUUUGUGUAAUCAAUUUGUUUUUGUUAUUGUUCAUUUUUCCUAUUUAUGUGCUUUGUAUGACUCCACGUGCAUUGUUUUGUUUGUUAAAAUUUUUCACUUUGUGAUAAAAUAAAUGCAGCAUCUUCAUUUGCUUUGUGUUUUUUAAAUAAAUACAACAGAUGUUUAGGAAA